Messenger RNA from Oryza sativa Japonica Group (Japanese rice), 2648 nucleotides. Its product is annotated as subtilisin-like protease. Gene Ontology annotation, molecular function: serine-type endopeptidase activity. NCBI's taxonomy places the organism in Eukaryota, Viridiplantae, Streptophyta, Magnoliopsida, Poales, Poaceae. The record is from RefSeq and is a predicted model, not a curated record. Gene Ontology annotation, biological process: proteolysis.
CAAGGAUGCAUCUCCCAUGUAUCCUGGGAUCACGCAUACUUUGCAGGGCCAUGUAUAUUCCUGUAGCAAAAAACAAAAUAAUCCAACCAAAUUACAGGUUUAAUUUCGAGAGCAUAUAUAAACAUGGGAUCACUCACGCUAAAUUAAUUUUUGUGCUGUGCACGUACACGAUUGCAUUGCUACUGCCAUGGCUCACAUGAUGACGUCAUCACCCACUGCCUGCGUUGUCCUUGCUCUUGCCUUUGUCCUCCUCGCAGUGACGCCGACGCUCUGCUACGUCACUGACGGCGCGACGCGGCGGCGAGGCGCGAGCACGAGCCGGCGCCAUGGCGAAGCUCGGACUUACAUCGUGCUCGUCGAGCCACCGGAUGCCGACGGCGAUGACGACGAGGCCGCGCACCGCCGGUGGCACGAGUCAUUCUUGCCUGGCGGUGGCGGUGGCGGUGGCGGCGAGGAGCGGGCGUCGCCGACGCGCAUCCGCCACUCGUACACGGGGGUGGUGUCUGGCUUCGCCGCGACGCUGACGCGCGGCGAGGUCGCCGCCGUGUCGAGGAGGCGCGGGUUCGUGCGCGCGUUCCCGGAGCGGAGGUUGCCGCUCCUGACGACGCGCUCGCCGGGGUUCCUCGGGCUGACGCCGGAGCGGGGCGUGUGGAAGGCGGCCGGGUACGGCGAGGGCGUGGUCGUCGGCCUGCUCGACACCGGCAUCGACGCGGCGCACCCGUCGUUCCGCGGCGAGGGCAUGCCGCCGCCGCCGGCCAGGUGGAAGGGCGCGUGCACGCCUCCCGCGCGGUGCAACAACAAGCUCGUCGGCGCGGCGUCGUUCGUCUACGGCAACGAGACCGGCGACGAGGUGGGGCACGGGACGCACACGGCGGCCACGGCGGCCGGGCGCUUCGUCGACGGCGUCUCGGCGUUCGGCCUCGCCGCGGGCACCGCCUCCGGGAUGGCCCCCGGUGCGCACCUCGCCAUGUACAAGGUCUGCAACGACCAGGGGUGCUUCGAGUCCGACGUGCUCGCCGGGAUGGACGCGGCGGUGAAGGACGGCGUCGACGUGCUGUCCAUCUCCCUCGGUGGCCCGUCCUUGCCGUUCGACAAGGACCCGAUCGCCAUCGGCGCGUUCGGGGCGAUGUCCAAGGGCAUCGCCGUCGUGUGCGCCGGCGGCAACAGCGGGCCGACGCACUUCACGCUGUCCAACGAGGCGCCGUGGAUGCUCACCGUGGCGGCCGGGUCGGUGGACCGGAGCUUCCGCGCCACAGUGCGGCUCGGCGACGGCGAGGCGUUCGACGGCGAGUCGCUCAGCCAGGACAAGCGCUUCAGCUCCAAGGAGUACCCACUGUACUACUCCCAGGGCACCAACUACUGCGACUUCUUCGACGUCAACGUCACCGGCGCGGUGGUCGUGUGCGACACCGAGACGCCGCUGCCUCCGACGAGCUCAAUCAACGCGGUCAAGGAGGCCGGCGGCGCCGGCGUGGUGUUCAUCAACGAGGCGGACUUCGGGUACACCAUCGUCGUCGAGAAGUACUACGGCCUCCCCAUGUCGCAGGUGACCGCCGGCGACGGCGCCAAGAUCAUGGGAUACGCCGCGGUGGGGUCGCCGGCCGCGUCCCACAACGCGACGAUCGUGUUCAACAGCACGGUGGUCGGCGUCAAGCCGGCUCCGGUGGUCGCCGCCUUCUCGUCGCGCGGGCCGAGCGCGGCGAGCCCCGGCGUGCCGAAGCCGGACAUCAUGGCGCCGGGGCUGAACAUCCUCUCCGCGUGGCCGUCGCAGGUGCCCGUCGGCGAGGGCGGCGGCGAGUCCUACGACUUCAACGUCGUCUCCGGCACGUCCAUGGCGACGCCGCACGUCACCGGCGUCGUGGCGCUCAUCAAGAAGCUCCACCCGGACUGGUCGCCGGCGAUGAUCAAGUCGGCGAUCAUGACGACGUCCAGCGCCGUGGACAACGACGGCCACGCCAUCAUGGACGAGGAGCACCGGAAGGCGAGGCUCUACUCCGUCGGCGCCGGCCACGUCGACCCGGCGAAGGCCAUCGACCCGGGCCUGGUCUACGACCUCGCCGCCGGCGACUACGCCGCCUACAUCUGCGCGCUCCUCGGCGAGGCGUCGCUGCGGGUCAUCACCGGGGACGCCGCCGCGACGUGCGCGGCGGCGGGCUCCGUCGCGGAGGCGCAGCUGAACUACCCGGCGAUACUGGUGCCGCUGCGCGGCCCGGGGGUGGAGGUGACGGUGAACCGGACGGUGACGAACGUCGGGCCGGCGAGGGCGAGGUACGCGGCGCACGUGGACGCGCCGGGGUCGGGGACGACGACGACGACGACGGUGAAGGUGGAGCCGGCGGAGCUGGUGUUCGAGGAGGCGAUGGAGAGGAAGACGUUCGCGGUGACGGUCACGGCGAGCGGCGGCGGCGGCGCGGGCGGCGGCGGGCAUGUGGUGGCGGAGGGGAGCCUCCGGUGGGUGUCGCGACGUCACGUGGUGCGGAGCCCGAUCGUGGCGGACAGUAGCGUCGGCGGCCCCAGCCGCAGGUCGGCACAAGAUGCUUAAUUAGUUGCCGCCUUCGGUUUGAUCAACACUACAUUUAUAUACUAUCGUCAAUUAACCCAUGUCAUCGAUAUUUAUACAUUUCAAGAGGUAAAGUUUACAGCAAAUU